AUGGCCGCUGCCCCCCGACGUAGAAAGCUCAUCGGCCAACGACGCCGAGUCGAGGACGAGGGCGACGAUGAGGGCCGUCCGGAGACGCUGGAGCUGGAUGACGACUCCCUGACCGAGGGCUCCGUCAUCUCCGACGACCACGAUGGAGCUGAUGAUAGCGACACCAGCAACAUCGACGAGGUGUCACCCACCUCACCCAACGCGCGGAAGUCUGCCAACGGCACCGCAAAGGGGGCCGGCCACAGAGCCGCCAGGGCUGGUGCUCAGGGAGAUGGCAACAAGUCUGUGUCGGAUACCGAGCUGAUGCUUCAUGGCCUGUCCAUUGCGGAUCGGCCGGACUCUGCACAGGAGCUACAGUUCGACGAGGUGACGCCGUCGCCACCCAAGUCGCCCUCUGCUCCUGUCAUUGUUAGCUCCUCGUCUGCCAUGCGGUCUCAGCCUGGGCAACCAGCCAAUCGACGCCGACAAGAGCACGAGGAUUACAAGCGCCGGAGGGACGAGGACCCGGCCUUUGUGCCCAACCGGGGCUCCUUCUUCAUGCAUGAUCAUCGGCAUCCGGGGCCGGCCGCGAAUGGCUUCAGGCCGUUUGGAAGAGGUCGGGGCAGAGGUGGUGGUCGCGGUGGCAUCGGGGGCCCUUUUGCUCCAAUGAAUAACCAGAUGCACCACCCCGCCGAUCCGACCACAAACUCCCCAUGGACGCACGACAUGCACGAGACUGUCGCAGACGUGAUCCCACGUCGCCCUCGGCAAGCACCUCAUGAGGAGGGACCGCCUAACGGCAAUGGCUUCAUCCCCACGUGCGAGCCCAGUGCUACUCCCAUCAACAGAACCUUGUCGACUGAGAAACACAUCGGCAACGCUCAAGUCCGCGUCAUUCUGCCUACGGUGGCCAUCUCGAAGGUGUUUCCUGGCUUCCCGGUCAAGCAGUACACGAAGCUGCCCGACCACCGCCCGCCCCUGCGUAGGGACAAGCCGGUUCGCAUCUCCCUGCCGAACCAUCCUCCGAGAUACAUCUUCCCCGCUUCGGACCGAUCGUUCACCUUCAUCCCCCGUGCAUUACGCCCCAAUCAGCAGCGACUUAGAGGUAAGCCCCGCUACUAUGGUGGAAGCAUAUACUCCCCCAGUGCUGCCGUCAGCAGGCGGUCAUCCAUCGUGGUGCACGAUAGGGAGGCCAUAUUUUCGCCUACCGGGUCCAUCAUCUCCCGCCCCGCACCACAAGCCGAUACCAGGCCUGUGGUCCGUCUACCUCCGGCUCCGCAAACAUUCAAUAUGCCGCCUGUUGGAGUUGAGGUGCCUGUAGGCCAAUCGGACCCAAUGUUGAUGGCCGGACAGGAGGCUUCGAUCGUCGACAUGCCCCAGCCACAAACACAUCCCCUUCCGCAGAAGCCCAAUUUCCAGGAGAACUUCCCAGCAUCGAUCCCAAUGCACCAGCCUCGCCCUCAGAAGAACAUUUCUGUUGCGGGCAUCGAGUCGCCAACGAUGUCGCAGAAUGGCCCGGGCUUCCAGCAAGCCUUCCACCAGCAAGUUCCCGUGCAGAUGGCAAACGGAUACCAGGACUCGCACGCUCGCCGGCCUUCAUACUCAACCCAUGUCUCGACCGGCACGCCUCUGUCCCAAAUCCCAGAGCGGGCUAUACACGCCGCGCCGUUCCAGCCCAACACGUAUGGUCAAACGGCCUACUAUGGCGGCCAGCCGUACCAGCCUCAUCCUCAACAGGGAUACUACUAUCCGCAUGGCUACUCUGGCCCAAGCAUGCCCGCCUCUGCUGUCACCGCACCUCCAUUCGUCCCCCAGGGACAGCCGGGCAUGCCUGGAAGCUUUACACCUCAGAAUCCAAUGGAGCAGCCAGGUGUCAACGUGACGGGGCCACCGGCACCCCCCAAUACAAACCUCGUGGCCCAGGAAGUCAAUGGCAUGGUUUACUAUUAUGAUGCUUCUCAGCUGCCGUCGGUAAACCCUUACCAGUCGUACCCUGCCUCACAGCCAUAUCAGCCUAGCGUGAUGGGAAUGGGUGGAAUGGUGACUCCCAGCCCCGACGGCUUCUACUACCCUCAGCCCGCGCCGGGCAUGGUCUAUUACUCACAAUAG
This is a messenger RNA of Trichoderma breve, 2088 nucleotides long. Its product is annotated as CASC3/Barentsz eIF4AIII binding domain-containing protein. The record is from RefSeq and is a predicted model, not a curated record. Lineage: Eukaryota; Fungi; Ascomycota; Sordariomycetes; Hypocreales; Hypocreaceae. Gene Ontology annotation, molecular function: mRNA binding. The coding region runs from base 1 to 2088 and encodes 695 amino acids. The transcript is spliced from 3 exons. Gene Ontology annotation, biological process: mRNA processing. Gene Ontology annotation, cellular component: exon-exon junction complex.